This is a messenger RNA of Melampsora larici-populina 98AG31, 2216 nucleotides long. Its product is annotated as family 47 glycoside hydrolase. Bases 96 to 1763 code for a protein of 555 amino acids. Gene Ontology annotation, molecular function: calcium ion binding; mannosyl-oligosaccharide 1,2-alpha-mannosidase activity. The record is from RefSeq and is a predicted model, not a curated record. Gene Ontology annotation, biological process: N-glycan processing; carbohydrate metabolic process. The transcript is spliced from 14 exons. Lineage: Eukaryota; Fungi; Basidiomycota; Pucciniomycetes; Pucciniales; Melampsoraceae. Gene Ontology annotation, cellular component: endoplasmic reticulum; Golgi membrane.
GAGCUACGUUUCACACCUCUCCCACCUUACAUCACCUCCUCAGCCUUUUCGAACUUGGAAACCGAGGUACUGCAUCAGAUACCUUGCAAAUCAACAUGGCUCGAAGUACUUCGAUCAAAUAUGAACCCCUGUCGAUGACAUCACCAACACAAGACGCUUACUGCAUACAAACUUCACCAUCUCAGCGGAAGUUUGCGACGACAAGGUUAAUUCUGAGGGCGAUAGCAUGCCUUUGUUUUUUGGUUUCGGCGUGUUUAGUGAUCACAUGGACCGGCAUCCCUCGCCAGCCGAUCAACUAUGACAAUGCCAUACGUACCACCAAAACUUCGAGACCAUUACAGCCCCCGGGCCCGCCUCAAAGUGACCUUUCACGUCAGAGACAGAAACAAAUUCGCGAUUCCUUCCAACUGGCGUAUGCAAACUUUGUUACUUAUGCAGGGGAACACGACGAAAUCCGACCUGUCUCUCUCGGGCACUCUGAUCCCCGGAAUGGAUGGGGCGCCACUACUGUAGACUCUAUGACUACAUUGUUUGUGAUGGACCUUGAGGAGCACUUGCAAGCUGCAAUUAAUCACACGGUGCACACUGAUUUUACAAAAUCGCGAGUACCCGGUCAACAUACUUCAGUCUUUGAAACUAACAUCAGGUAUCUUGGUGGAAUUCUCUCAACGUACGAGCUUACUGGCGCAAAUCACACCGAACUUUUAGACAAAGCAGUGGACAUCGCUAAUGAGUUGGGAGUCGCAUGGGGUGGAAACUCGAAAAUACCCCACCCAUCAGUAUCCGUUGACGAUAAUCAUGCUGUUUUACAUCAUGAUACCACUCUUGCUGAAGCUGGAUCCUUAACUUUGGAGUUUGAUAGACUUUCUUAUUGGACUGGGAAUGACUCAUACCGAUUCACAGCGGAUAGCACAAGUCGUGCAUUGAUGAGUAACCCCCAAGUAUUCCCAGGUCUCCAUGCACAAAACAUCUAUCUCUACAAUGGAUUGCCUCAGGGAGAUUAUGUAGGAUGGGGCGGCAGUUCCGAUAGUUUCUAUGAGUACGCUGUCAAAUAUUGGCAAUUGAUUGGGGACCAGGCUGUGGAUUACGUUAGAUAUUGGCAAGAGGCUAUCAUAUCUUCGCGAAAACAUCUUCUAAGAUGGUCUGAAGAUCGCAAGCAUCCUUAUCUAACAGAAUAUUCCGCAAAUGGAGGUGGCACUAGAAACUUCAUGACACACCUUGCUUGCUUUGCACCUGGAAACUGGAUGCUAGGUGGAAAACUUUUGGAGAAAGAUGAUGUUUUCGCACUCGGUCUAAAACUAGCCGAGACAUGUUAUGAUUCGUACAACUCAACGAGUUCAGGUCUUGGACCCGAUAAAUUUUCUUACGACAAGUCCCUCGUGGUGUUGAAAGGAGAAUUUGUGAUGCGACCAGAAGUAUUGGAGAGUAUGUGGUACGCGUGGAGAUUGACCGGUGACCCUGUAUGGCAAGAGCGCGCCUGGUUGAUCUUUGAGGCUAUUGAAAGAAAUUGUAAAGUCGAUGGCGGUUAUCGUGGUCUCAGAAACGUCGAGCAGCCUGGAUGGGGGUCUAUAGACAGCAGUGAAUCAUUUGUUUUUGCUGAAACUUUCAAGUAUCUUUACCUCAUGUUCUCCCCAAGGAGUCAUUUCUCCCUUGAUGAAUGGGUCUUUACUACCGAAGCCCAUCCUUUCAAGAUCAGAGUAUCCAAGGAUCUACCUUUAACAAAUCUCUCGAAUCAAACUGACAGCUCUAACAAUCAAGCAUGAUAUAUAAUUUCACAAUCCAUUGCAUUCAUAAUCUCCUUAUCUCAUAAAUUAUUCAUAGUGACUGGAAACUCAUUGACUUGUAUCAACGUCAAAUGCUGUCUUAGUAAUUUUUUUUUGUUAUCUUUCUCAAUUCUGAAGUACAAUAUUUGUUUAAUUUAUUUGAUGUAUGUAGAUAGCCUUAAACUUGACAAUCGUUUUACUCAUCCCACUCUUCAAAGGACAUUCUUUACUUGAAUCAUUGAUCGGUUGUAAUACACGUUCCCAGCUGUGGGUAUUUUCAUCACGUGAUUCAUUUUUAUCAUAAUCUUACAUUUUAAUGCAUUCCCAAGAAAUUUUUAGUAUCAUUUGCUGAAUCAUAUAUUUAGACAUUUGUUUUUGACAUGAUGUCUUAAUGACUGCCGGUUGUACUGAUCCCUUUUUGGUUUGAAAAUGGCCAAAAAUUUCUUGUGAGUU